This is a messenger RNA of Carlito syrichta (Philippine tarsier), 1620 nucleotides long. It is a transcript of the gene TEX55, whose product is annotated as chromosome unknown C3orf30 homolog. The coding region runs from base 1 to 1620 and encodes 539 amino acids. The transcript has 6 exons. Gene Ontology annotation, cellular component: nucleus. The record is from RefSeq and is a predicted model, not a curated record. NCBI's taxonomy places the organism in Eukaryota, Metazoa, Chordata, Mammalia, Primates, Tarsiidae.
AUGGAAGAGCCUCCCGAAGAGGCUCGGGCUGAAUCCUUGGAACAUGAAAGCACAGACGCUCCCUCAACUGCUGGGCACACGAAUGGCCAGGAAAAAGACAACCAGAAGAACCAGGCUGAAGGGGAAGCAGAUGAUCGAACUGGUCACAGAAUAGCUGACCAGACUGCCCGAAUAGUGUCUGGCCAGGCUAACCCCGACAUAUCUGACCAAGAUAUCCACAAAGUGUCUGACUACUCCGGGCAUAGCACAUCUGGUCAGGCCUACAGCGGGGCAUCCAGCCAUGCUAAUGGUACUGACCUUAGAGCGUCUGAUCAGGCUGACCAAAAAUCACCUGAACGGACUGAAGGCCAGGCAUCUAGCCAAGCCAAUAACGUAGAGCCUGAACAGAGUGAUGGCCAGGGGUCUGGCCUGACUGACCAAAGAACUUCUGAGCAGACUGAACGAAGAUCAUCUAGCCAGGCUGAGAGGAGAGCUUCUGGGCAGACCGACCGCAGAUUGUCUGGCCAGGCUGAUAGAAGAUCUUCUGGGCAGAUUGAUCACAGAAUGUCAGGCCAGGUUGAGAGGAGAGCUUCUGGGCAGACUGACCACAGAUUGUCUAGCCAGCUUGAUAGAAGAGCUUCUGGACAAGAUGAUCACAGAAUAUCAAGCCAGGCUGAAAGAACUUCUGAACAGAUUGACAGUAGCUUGCCAGUGCCAUCUUAUGAAAGAGCUUCUGAGCAGACUGACAGUAGAUUGCCUAUGCCAUCUGACCAAAGAACUUCUGAACAGAUUGAUCGCAGAGAGUCUGACCAGGCUGAGAGAAGAAUUUCUGAACAGAUUGACCACAGAUUAUCUGGUCUGGCUGACCUAGGAACCUCUGAACAUAUUGACCCCAGGUUGUCUGGCCUGGUUGAACAAAGACCAUCUUUAAAGACUCUCCACCUAGUGUAUGACCAAGCCACUGAAGAAGCUAAACACCAGGCUAUUGACCAAGCUGAUAGCCAUGCUGAUAAACUUCCAGUUGACAAGGCUGACCACAGUGAAUCUGACCACUUACUGGACAAACAAACUGAUCACAAAGACCACCUGUCUUACUACAGAACACUUGGCCAGUCUGAGGACAGACCAUUUCCCCAGUUUGGUGACAUCAAGGAGGACAAAGAGGCUGACGACAGAGUACAACCCUGCAGAUUUGAAGAUAGCCAAACAGACCUCAGUUCCAAGCUUUCAGCAGAAAUGGAAACUGAAGCUGAAACUGAAAGUGAAUGUGUAGUAUUCAUUACUCAAACCCAUAGAUCAGUAGAUGCCAGAUUCACCAGUAGCAAUCAAACAAAAAACCAAGACUUUUCCCCAGUAUUCUCCUUCGUCUCAUCCAAACUGGACUAUCUCACCGGUCAAGAAAAAACUCAAGCUAUAGAAACAAACCCUGAUGAAUUUUCAGAACUCAAGCAGGAAAAGAGUUAUAUGCCCAAUCUAACUUAUAAGAGGAGGUUCCCUUCUAUAGUAUAUGAAGAUCCUUAUCAAGUUUCACUCCAAUACAUGGAAAAACACCACAUUCUGCAAAUAUUCCAGCAGAUCACUGAAAACUUAGUCUAUGAAAAGCCAGAGGACCCCCUGAAAUUUAUGCUGUGCCAGGUAUGA